Messenger RNA from Amorphotheca resinae ATCC 22711, 2826 nucleotides. RefSeq lists its product as hypothetical. Bases 199 to 2685 code for a protein of 828 amino acids. The transcript is spliced from 5 exons. Gene Ontology annotation, molecular function: RNA endonuclease activity; 5'-3' exonuclease activity; RNA binding. The record is from RefSeq and is a predicted model, not a curated record. Gene Ontology annotation, biological process: mRNA 3'-end processing by stem-loop binding and cleavage. NCBI's taxonomy places the organism in Eukaryota, Fungi, Ascomycota, Leotiomycetes, Helotiales, Amorphothecaceae. Gene Ontology annotation, cellular component: mRNA cleavage and polyadenylation specificity factor complex.
CAACUUGCGACAGACACGUCUUCUCAACCCUAGCUUCUCUUGAACAUAUCACAAUUACGCGGACUGAUAAUACAUUAAGGAGUUACUGCGAAUGCUAUAACACCCUGCUGAUGGAAAUACUGCCAAGGACUGGCCUAGAGACAACGGCCCUGAUCCAAGGCAGUUAAGGUCAGGCACUGUUAAGACGCGGAAACCAUCAUGGCCUCAAAGCGCAAGGCCGCAGCGAUGGCUGCUGUAGAUGAGGAGCCAGUAGACCCAGCUGAUGAGCUCAUGUUUCUUUGUCUUGGAGGUGGUAAUGAAGUCGGUAGAUCCUGUCAUAUUCUCCAGUACAAAGGCAAGACUGUCAUGCUUGAUGCUGGAAUGCACCCUGGAUAUGAUGGGCUUGCUGCUCUCCCUUUCUACGAUGAUUUCGACUUGAGCACUGUCGAUGUGCUGUUGAUCAGCCAUUUCCACAUCGACCAUGCAGCUUCACUUCCAUAUGUAUUGGCGAAGACCAAUUUCAAAGGCAGGGUCUUUAUGACACAUCCAACGAAAGCCAUCUACAAAUGGCUCAUCCAGGACAGCGUUCGAGUCGGUGGAGCAUCCUCAAAUCCAACCUCACAACCCGUGUACACGGAAGCAGAUCAUUUGUCUACAUUCCCCCAAAUCGAAGCGAUCGACUACCACACUACACAUACCAUCUCAUCCAUACGAAUUACCCCUUACCCGGCAGGCCAUGUCCUCGGUGCUGCUAUGUUUCUUAUCGAGAUCGCCGGACUCAAGAUCUUUUUCACGGGAGACUAUUCUCGAGAAGAUGAUAGACAUCUAGUCUCAGCCGAGGUGCCCAAGGGUAUCAAGAUUGACGUAUUAAUCACGGAAUCAACGUACGGCAUAGCAUCUCAUAUUCCCCGUCUUGAGCGAGAGCAGGCGCUCAUGAAAUCUAUCACCGGCAUUUUAAACCGCGGUGGUCGGGUGUUAAUGCCUGUUUUUGCUCUUGGACGAGCUCAAGAGCUCCUUCUAAUCCUGGACGAGUACUGGGGCCGCCACCCGGAAUACCAAAAGAUACCCAUCUACUAUGCUAGUAAUCUCGCACGCAAAUGUAUGCUGGUAUACCAGACAUAUGUUGGAGCUAUGAACGACAACAUCAAGCGACUAUUCCGAGAGCGAAUGGCAGAAGCGGAAGCCUCAUCAAAUAGUGCUGGCAAAGGUGGACCGUGGGACUUCAAAUACAUUCGAUCCUUGAAGAAUCUUGAUCGAUUUGAUGAUGUUGGAAGCUGUGUCAUGCUUGCAAGUCCUGGUAUGAUGCAAAAUGGUGUUAGCAGGGAACUUCUCGAGCGAUGGGCCCCAAGCGAUAAGAAUGGAGUUAUUAUAACUGGUUAUAGUGUUGAGGGCACAAUGGCAAAGUCGAUAAUGCAGGAGCCUGAUCAAAUACCAGCUGUCAUGUCUCGUAGUACUGCUGGGGCGAGACGUGCGCCAGGAGGAGACAACGAGAAAGUCAUGAUUCCCAGGAGAUGUAGUGUCCAAGAGUUCUCGUUCGCAGCACAUGUCGACGGCACAGAGAACAGAGAAUUCAUCGAGGAAGUGGCAGCUCCGGUGGUGAUUCUCGUUCACGGCGAGCAGCAUAAUAUGAUGCGCUUGAAGUCGAAACUUCUUUCCCUCAACGCAGACAAAACCUCGAAGGUAAAGGUUUUCAGCCCACGUAACUGCGAAGAGCUGCGAAUUCCUUUCAAGGCCGAUAAGACGGCCAAAGUUGUUGGCAAGCUGGCCUCUAUUCCUCCUCCUAUGAGCUCCGAGGAUGGUCAAGCGCAACUCAUAACUGGUGUGCUGGUGCAGAAUGAUUUUAAAAUGUCUCUAAUGGCACCAGAAGAUCUAAGAGAGUAUGCUGGAUUGACGACAACGAGCAUAACUUGCAAGCAACGCAUGACUCUCAGUGCUGCGGGAAUUGAUCUGAUCAAAUGGGCAUUAGAAGGCACGUUUGGCAGCAUCGAAGAACUACCCGAGAGCAAGAGCGAGACUAAGAAUGAGAAUGAGAGCAUGAAGAAUGGUGAUAGUCACAUGAAUGGCACAUCUGAGGAUGCAGAUGAAGAAAUAUCGAGUCAGUCGACAGCAUAUCUGGUAAUGGGCUGCGUCACCGUUCGCUACCGUGGUAGUGGUGAUGUGGAGCUUGAAUGGGAAGGCAAUAUGCUCAAUGAUGGUAUUGCUGACGCUGUUAUGGCUGUUCUGUUCUCGGUGGAAAGCAGUCCAGCGGCUGUUAAACAAUCCUCGAGCAAACAUUCCCACUCUCAUACACUUCCCGCUAGAAAUCCUCACGCGAAUCUUUCACCUGCUGAGCGUCUGGAGCGCCUAUUCAUGUUCUUAGAAGCGCAGUUUGGUCCAGAUAACCUUAAUCCUAUCGCCAUCCCCAAAAUUACCACCAAAAGAUUACCCACGCCCGGGUCGCCUUCAACCAUCAAGGAUGAAGGGGAAGGUGAAACCGAAGGCUCUGAAGAUGGAGACAAAGAACUCGAGGCGUUGCAAAGGCAGGAGAUUGAGAGACUACACAAGAUCGGUAUCCCAGUGCCAGGGGUGGAGAUCAAGGUCGAUAAGAUGGUAGCUAAGGUCUGGCUAGAGGAUUUGGAGGUUGAAUGUACGAAUCGGGUGUUUGCAGAAAGGGUUCGUGCGGUCGUAGAGAGGGCAGUGGAAGUCACGGCACCAUUAUGGGCAUGAUACUUUGUAGAAAACUUGUAAACAUUUGACGAGCGAUUACGAGCUUGCUUGUUCCUGAUCUAAAAGGCCCUGCAUCCUAGCUUGAUCACCAUAGUUCACGCGUCUUCUUGCAAUAAAAAGAACAAACAUGUAAUAUCCCCC